This is a messenger RNA of Trachemys scripta elegans, 2958 nucleotides long. It is a transcript of the gene LRRC49, whose product is annotated as leucine rich repeat containing 49. Lineage: Eukaryota; Metazoa; Chordata; Testudines; Emydidae. The transcript has 16 exons. The coding region runs from base 16 to 2322 and encodes 768 amino acids. The record is from RefSeq and is a predicted model, not a curated record. Gene Ontology annotation, molecular function: protein binding.
GAAGUGGUGGUUGCUAUGGCCACUCGGGAGAGGUUUCCGCCGGCCAAAGAAGAGGCGGUGGCCGCGCGGGGUGGUGGCCGGUCGGGAAGACUCGUUUCCAUGGUGCCCAGCAAGUUCCGGGCCGGGGGCGGCGGCAGGCCCGGGCCCAGCCCUGUUAACAACUGUGGGCUUCAUCUGGUUAUCCAAACCUCAUCAGUGGCAGAGAGAAAUAAACCAUUUGAAUUCAGGGUAAAUAAAGACCAGUCGUCUUUCCACAACAGGCUCUUGCAACAUGAUCUGGAAAAAAACCAUUCAGGAAAACAAGGAGAUGGAAGAUUGUUGACCCCUUUGGUGCGUAAUAAGCAGGUGUAUGUCCCAGUAGCAGCCAAUUUGGCAGACCUUUCUGGUCUGGAAUUGAAACAAGGUGGAGGCUGUCUAUCAGCAUUUGGGGAUUCUUCUAUUCAUACUCCUACAAAAUCCAGAACCCGACAGGGCUGUCAUAGUGCCGGUCCAAAUAUUUCAGAUAACAUACAUUUUGGGAGCAGUGCAUCAAUCACAGCAUUUCCCAUUCUGCAUCGUGCUGCUGAUGAAAAAAUACUGAAUUCUGAUAGGCUGACCCUUGAAAGGCAAAAGCUGACAGUUUGUCCAGUUAUCGAUGGGGAAGAACAUCUUCGUCUGUUGAACUUCCAGCAUAACUUUAUAACUCGGAUCCAGAAUAUCUCUAAUCUGCAGCAUCUUGUUUUCUUAGAUUUAUAUGAUAAUCAGAUAGAGGAAAUCAGUGGGCUUUCAACUCUCAGGUCUCUACGUGUCCUCCUGUUGGGGAAGAACAGAAUAAAGAAAAUCUCAAAUCUGGAGAACUUGAAAAAUCUUGAUGUUUUGGAUCUUCAUGGAAAUCAGAUUGCUAAAAUAGAAAAUAUCAAUCAUUUGGGUGAACUCAGAGUGUUAAAUCUUGCCAGAAACCUUUUAAGCUAUGUAGAAAACCUUAAUGGACUGGAUUCACUGACAGAACUUAACCUUCGUCAUAAUCAAAUCACCUCCAUGAAAGAUGUGGAUACUUUGCCCUGCCUCCAGCAUCUGUUUCUCAGCUUUAACAAUAUAUCAAGUUUUGACAACAUUCUGUGCCUUGCUGAUUCCUCAUCCCUGUCUGAUAUCACCCUUGAUGGCAAUCCAAUAGCUCAGGAGACAUGGUACAAGAACACUAUUCUUCAUCAUAUGAUGCAGCUCCGACAGUUGGAUAUGAAGAGAAUCACGCAAUGCAUUCGGAGAAUUUCAUGUGGCUUCUAUAUCAUGUUUCAGGAAAAGAAACGAUUGACAAUUGGCAACAUUGCUCGCCAAUGGGAGAUUCAGCAGAAUCGAGUUGCCCAUGUGACGUCUUCAAAUCAAGAUAAAAAAGACAGUGACUCCUGUCAGAUUAAUGGCAGUGCUGCAUAUGUAUUUCCUGAAGAAACCAGGUCUCUUGACACAAUACUGAGCAAUUCUGUACAAGGCUUAUCUGUCCUCGAUUCUCACUUAGUCGAAGUGGAGGGAGACACUCUUUACUUGUAUGGUUCUGGAGCUCUGGAAUCCCUCGAUCGAAACUGGAGCGUUCAGACAGCUGGAACUGUCAUCACAGUCUCUUUUAUGUUCAUAGAAUUUGAUGAAAUUGUUCAAGUGUUACCAAAACUGAAGAUCAGAUUUCCUAAUUCUGUGCACCUGAAGUUUAAGGAGACAAAUAUUGUUACGUUGCAGCAGUUUAAUGCAUUAGCACAGGUGCGUCGCAUUGAACAGUUGACAGUUGAUCCUCAGGGAAAUCCAGUUGUCAACUUUACUCUCUGGAAAUACUAUGUUCUGUUUAGACUGAACCAUUUUAAUCUGCAGAAGAUAAAUGGAACUGAGGUUACUCAGAAUGAUAUAGUAAUGGCUGAAAGGCUCUUUGGCAUUCUUGCACAUGUAGCAUCUUCUGAAUUGCCCCAGUAUCGCCUGCUUUCACUACUUGGAGAAUCCAGGAAGAAGCAAUUCUGUUGUAUGCUAGAGGCAAAGGGGAAGAAAUCUGGGAUUGUCAGUGAAGAAAGUAAUGACAGCAGAAGAGUUGGAGGAGAAAAUGCAAAUCGAGCUAUAUUGAAUUAUACCACAAGGGAGUUUCAUACAGAAAAACUUGAGGAAAUCAAGGAGAGAAAGAAAUUUUGCCAGACAUACAUACAAGACUUAGUGAAAGAAGCUGCUGACAUCAAUAUGAAAAAUGAGUCUUUGCAGAAGCUGUGGCCUCAGAUGUUCAUUGAGCUUGUCAGGGAUGCGGUGAUAGAAAUACGUAAUAAAAAUUCCUACAUGAAACUCUGCCUACAGCGGAUCACUGAUCAAAAAUAGCAAAGUUGAUUCCUGCUGACUUGCAAGCUAUUGGUCAGUAUUGUAUGUUAUGUUUCACAAAGAAAUAAAACAAAAGAAUAUAAAAUUACCAUCACUGUAGGACACUUUUUAAAGGAUGCCUUUAAAUUCAAUGAGCUCUGUUUUUACAGCUAAUGUUUCUCUCUCUAGUUUUCAAAACAAAAGUUUUCUUUUAUACAAGUUUUCUUGUAUAAAAUUCUAACGGUGCAUCCUUAGCUAAAGUGAUGACAUAGAAAUAACUUGACAGCUGUGCCAUGGUUUACUAAGUCUUCUUUUUUACUUUUUGUUGUUGCUGAUGCUACUGCUGUAGUGCUAAAGCAUUGGUUUAAAGGAAGAAGUUCACACUCUGAUGCUUGCCUUAUGGUUUUUAUUGAACACUUUUGAGUUGUUUUCUUUUUUACUAUUUGCUGCUGUGGUUAAAAAUAUUCACAGUUCAGAAUAUUGUUUUUUAUGAGUUGAAGCUAAUAAAUUAUUAUGUUUACACUCCCUGAGCCUAAUCAUUUAAGACUGAAUAUUAUUUAAUACAAUGGAUUGUAAAACUGCAUGUUGUCAGUUCAGUAUUGUUACAAAAGGAGUACAUUUUACCAAAAUAAAACUAAUUGAAGAUCCUCAACUAAA